Molecule: messenger RNA, 3378 nt
Organism: Ambispora leptoticha
Lineage: Eukaryota; Fungi; Glomeromycota; Glomeromycetes; Archaeosporales; Ambisporaceae
Source: the annotation of a GenBank genome assembly
AUGGAAUCACACAGAGAAAAGAUUACUCUUAUUUUACAAAAAGCCACCAUCCUAGUUGGUCAAACUAAAGACAAAAAUAAUGAUACCACUACUAAUGGCAGUUCUAUGCCUGAAACACUUGCAAAAAGACUUGAAAGGUGUAAAGAAAAGAUAAGGGCACAAACAACAGUAACUACUAUGAAAGAUCGAGAGAUUAAUUUAAACUUGAGUGACGAGAAUACUUCAGUAAAAGAAGAGCACCAACAGUAUAUGAAUAAAAAUACUGAUCAAGACGUUAACAAAAAAUUGUUGAAAAUACAAUACGUGGAACUGUGUUUGGAGACAUUAAUAGAAUUGAAUGAUGUUUUUCGAGAAAAAACAGCUCAAAAUUCUCAACAACAAAAAAAACAGUCAACUUCGGAUGUAAGUGAUGAGCUUUUGGGUGUGAGAGAUCUAAGACUUAUUCAUACGAUGUUAGAGAUUGUGGUUAGCUGGGGAAUUUAUCCAUGUUUGAUGCCUGGUGUUGGAAUUCCACUUUCGCAACGUAGUAUAUCUGGAUUUACUCAAACUGAGAUACUAAAUGAUCUUAAUAAAGAUGAAAGUGAUAAUUCGAAAAGCCUUGACGAUCCUCGUGCACAAUAUGUAAAAUUAUUCAACCUUUUAGAAUCCUUAACCUCGAUCAUUUUUUCUUGUAAUAAUAAUGAAUUGUCAUAUAACUACACCAGCAUCUCGCAAAUACUGUUGACUCGGCAUCUUAUUGAUAUGUAUGCUGCACUGUUACAAUUAGCGUAUGGACCUAUGCCAAAAAUCGGUGAUGUUGCGGCGGAGACUCGAGAUCCAAAAAAUAUUACGAAUAGAAAGCAAAUUUCUGCGCAAGUUUCAUCUUUUAGUGUGAGUGAACAAGAUGAGGAUGUUGAAUCAUCGUUAUCUGCAUCAUCAAGGAAAGUUGUAAAUUUUGAAAAAGCGCGUCAAGAAAGUUUUGCCAUGUUUAGCAGAGUUUUUGAAAGAGCCGACGUAUAUCGAUCUUUAGAAUCAUUAAUGAUAUUAUUAGGUGCUUCGCCACUUCAUCCUGCUCCAAAUUGGUUGAAAGGCAUUUGCGGUCGAUUACUUACACACAUUUUACUGAAACCUGAUGGCGUAAAAAAAGUAAUUGAUUUUAUGAUUGGUGGUGAAAAUGAAGUCAAUUUCUCUAAACAAGAGAAUAUAGCUAGAGUACUGUUAUCUGUACCAAGUCAAAUGACGUCUGUCGAGGAUUAUUUCUCCAAAAUAUGUCCUCAACUUCUUGACAUUCUCGCAUCAACUCGUAAAUCAACAUCCUCCGACAAUGAUAUAAAUGCAAAAGAUGAAAUAUCCGUCACAGCAACUGUAGCCGCGUUCACAAUCAUAAGAAUGAACGCAAAAUAUCCAGCAUUAACGAAAAAACUUGUCAUCAAUAAGUUAUUUGAGAAAUUAUCAAAAUGGUGGGGAAUAACGCCAGAGCGGGAACAAUCCAAUUCGACGAUUCUUUCUGAUGCAAGUGUUCAAGAUUCAUCGAUCAUAUCGGAUUUGACUUUGGACGACCCGAUGGUGAUGGAUGAAACGUCCCUUCAGUCAACUAUUAGAGUCGUACAUCGUAUUUUAGUUGGUAGUGAGCCUAUUCCUGAUCUGUUGCAAUCUUUUUUGGAGGAUGCAAUCGCCCCAUUGUAUCAUUUAUACGCUUUUACAGUUGUCUCGAAGUCAAAUUUGCGAGAAGCUGUGCUGGACAUUUUACUGUCAUAUUUCAGAAUCGUGACAAACUCGGAUGGAUUAGAAGCAUUGAAAGAGAUUGUAUUUAGGAAAAGUAAGAGAUAUGCAAUACAACCACCAGAAAUUGGUGACGUGAAUGAAGUGUAUUUUGCACCCGGUCCUUUGGGAGGCUCAGUGAUGAGAUUACGUUUGAAGAAGCAGCAUCUUUCACCUACAACAACAAAUCUCGAUGUAGAUUUAUUUAUUGCUUUUCUGAAAUCUCUAUCGAACAACGAUUUAACCGGUGAUUUUUUCAUGUAUCUUUUAAACGAGUACACUGCCGCCAAAGCCGAUUAUUUGCAGACGGCAAAUUCGAAACGUGUCCUGACAUUGCUUCAUCUUGUUUUAGGCAUGAUUGACUCUCUCGGAUCUGAUAUAUUACGUAAACCAGGCCAAGUGAUUGCAUUUGUCAAUAAUGUAUUGGAGAAUUAUCAUAGUCGAGUUGAUAACGAAGACGCUCGAAAGAAAAAGAAGCAACAUGGAAAUAGUAUAGAGUUGAGUAGUUUAGCUAAUAUUGUUGAUGACGAAGAGAAUUCAAAUGUUGAAUUACCUGAAGAUCAACAGGAUGAAGACGAGACACUCACUCUGGCUUUGACAUUAUUGACAUCCUUAUUAGCUGAACAUAAAUCUCUUUCUACGCAAGAUACACACAUACUUAAUCUUGUUUUCGAGAAUCUAUCUAGAUUCGGGAAUCAUCAGUCUCCCGACGUUCGACAAAUGACACGUGAACUGCGUUUAGCAGUUUCUGUUCGUAACGCUGCACGAACGUCCUCAUCAUCGUCAUCACCUAUCAAUGAGAAAAUGCGUAAAAGAGAAGAGUCGGUACAAAAAUAUAAAGAAGCCAUGGAAGCAUUACAGGAUGAAAUUCUGCCAGUGCGAGCACGUGGACUGGUCAUACUCAAGGAAAUGAUACUAGCAAAGGAUCCUUUUAUAAAUGAAGAUGAUAAUCUGUCAAAGGUGUUGGAUAUUUUUAUACAAAUGAUUCAAGAUGAAGAAAGUUUCAUUUAUUUAAAUGCGGUUCGAGGUCUUUCCUCGCUCGCAGAAGUACAUGGUCAAACGAUAAUGCAAAAAUUAAUGAAAUGGUAUGAUAAUCCAAAUGAGAAUAUCGAUAAUCGAUUACGAGUGGGCGAAGCGAUAUUACAGACGAUCCAAAGAUGUGGUAAAGCACUCGGAAAAUACAUCACUACUCUGCUUCCACCAUUACUACAUGUCCUCGACAAGGAUCAGAAUGAACAACUACGCGUCUCAUCACUGUCAAUUAUCGGGACUGCAUGUCAAACAUCACCAUACGCGUUGUCUUUUUGGUUUGAUGACUUGGUCGGAUGGAUAUUGAAUAUUUUGGAUUUUGAAAAGAUGAUUGAGGUUCGAAGAGCAUCAGUUGUACUACUGAUAUCUUUAUUUCGUGGUCUUGCCGUUGACACAAUACAACAAAUUUACGGGGAUCUAUUGAAAAGAGCUUACAUUUCUUUGCGAUACAUUGAAAAUACCGAUACUGAUGAUUUGACACGGUAUCAUGCAAGAGUAUGUCUUAGUGACUUGGAUGUGAUUGUCAAAGAUUUUUUAACAAGUGGUAGUGAUAAUGAUGAUACACCUGACCCAGCAAGAAAUUCUAUUUUAUAUAUUGGAAAUAAAUAA